AUGGCCGAGCUUGAAGAACGACCCUCCAAGAUCCGGAAGAUAGAAUUGCCAGAUGGAUCAAGUGAGCCUUUCCAAGGCAAUUCUUCAAACAUGAACCUCCUGGACGAACUUCCCAAUGGUCAGGCCGAGUCCGCAGUCAGCCAGGCUCCUCCUACAGAGGAGAACCCGCCCUUAUCCAAAAGCCAACUGAAGAAGCUCAAGAAAGCCGCGCAUUGGGAGGCUGGUAAGGAAUACCGCAGAACGCUCCGGCGAGAAAAGCACAAAGAGAAACAAGCGCGCAAGGCCAAGGAACGAGAGGAAAUCAAGGAAAAGGUUGCGAAAGGCGAGAUGGAAAGACCUGUGAUGGUGAGAAAGCCUGGUCCGAGAAGGCCUAUUCAGGUUCCAAUAUCGUUUGUGUUGGACUGCGAUUUCAACGACUUGAUGAUGGAGAAGGAGAUCAUUUCGCUGGGUGCCCAGCUUACGAGGUGCUACUCGGACAACAAAUGUAAUCCUUAUAGGGCUCACUUGAGCGUCAGCUCGUGGGGAGGGACACUCCAGAAGAGGUUUGAGACGGUUCUGACCAAUAAUCAUAAAAGUUGGAAAGGCAUCCGGUUUUUUGAGGAGGGCUUCGAAACUGCUGCCGAGGAGUUGCAUAGAGUCAUGAGAGGACCCGGUGGAGGCAAGCUUGUUGGCGCGUUAGGUCCCAAAUCUACAGAGGUUCAGAAGAACGAUACAUCUGCUCCUUUACCUAACUCAGGACCGGAUGCGAUCGAUCCUGCUGCCCAAUUAGCAGUAGAAGUGACGGAGUUAUCCUCGCAAUCCAAUGGUGUUACCCAAACUCCUGAACAGCCCUUGGCCGAGGAGAAUCUGGAAAUAAAGCGGAAAGGAUCUCAGGAUACGGCCGACACAGGCAUGGAAACUGCUUCCAUAUGCCCCAAAUCAGAGCCAUCUAUCGUCUACCUUACCUCCGACUCCCCAAAUACCCUGCGCGUUCUGUCUCCUUACACAACCUACAUUAUUGGUGGUAUCGUCGACAAGAACCGCCAUAAAGGUUUAUGCUACAAGCGAGCCUGUGAGCGCGGCAUCCCAACUGCAAGACUUCCGAUCGGCGAGUUCAUGACUAUGCAAAGUCGGACUGUCCUUACGGUCAAUCAUGUUAUGGAGAUCAUGCUGAAAUGGCUGGAGACUGGUGACUGGGGCGAGGCGUUCUUGAAGGUCAUCCCUAAGAGAAAAGAGGCCAAGUUAAGGGUGAAAAAUGGAGGGGGAAGCACUGCAGAACAGGAGCAGCAAGGGGAAGAAAGCGACGACUACGAGCAAAAUGAGGUUGGAGGUAGUCUGGACGUCGUGAACGGGAAGAGUGAUGACGAAAAUUAA
Messenger RNA from Drepanopeziza brunnea f. sp. 'multigermtubi' MB_m1, 1353 nucleotides. RefSeq lists its product as uncharacterized. Gene Ontology annotation, biological process: tRNA N1-guanine methylation. Gene Ontology annotation, cellular component: nucleus. The record is from RefSeq and is a predicted model, not a curated record. Gene Ontology annotation, molecular function: tRNA binding. Lineage: Eukaryota; Fungi; Ascomycota; Leotiomycetes; Helotiales; Drepanopezizaceae.